Messenger RNA from Meriones unguiculatus (Mongolian gerbil), 3354 nucleotides. It is a transcript of the gene Lpin3, whose product is annotated as lipin 3. Lineage: Eukaryota; Metazoa; Chordata; Mammalia; Rodentia; Muridae. Gene Ontology annotation, cellular component: nucleus. The coding region runs from base 460 to 2979 and encodes 839 amino acids. Gene Ontology annotation, biological process: triglyceride biosynthetic process; cellular response to insulin stimulus; fatty acid catabolic process. Gene Ontology annotation, molecular function: phosphatidate phosphatase activity; transcription coactivator activity. The transcript has 21 exons. The record is from RefSeq and is a predicted model, not a curated record.
GCACCAAACUCUACAAGCCAGUAGAAGCUGAGCGUUCCAUGAUUCAACAGGCCUGUUUCUGCCACGUGGCUCACAGCUCAUGGUACGUGGCACAUAGCCCUGGCUUGCUGCUGGCUGCUGCUCCGAGCACUACAAGGAAAGACAACAGAGCUGGGACCCCGGGAAGCUGUGUGAGACCCUGGGCAAGUCACUCCACCUCUCCAAGCUUCAUCUGGCUCGUCUGUAAACAAUAACACCCGCUCUGCCAGCCUUGCAAGAUGUGGAGACUGGCAGGAGAAGGCAGCCGGCUGCCCCAGGGUCCCGCAGUAGGCCGGCAGGACAGCCACGGCCAGUAGGCUCUGCUCUCCUGGAGAUCCUCCCAUCCCACAGCUGCUGCCGCUGUACAGACCACGUCCCGUCUCCGAGGGCUAGACACAUCUUCAGCUUGGGCAUCCCAGCUCUUGGCCAGCAGCAGCAGCCAUGAACUACGUGGGGCAGCUGGCAGAGACAGUGUUUGGAACAGUUAAGGAACUCUACAGGGGCCUGAACCCAGCCACCCUGAGUGGCGGCAUCGACGUGCUGGUGGUAAAGCAGACGGAUGGCUCCUUCCGAUGCUCGCCCUUCCACGUGCGUUUUGGCAAGCUGGGUGUCCUGCGGUCACGGGAGAAGGUGGUGGACAUCGAAAUCAAUGGAGAGCCUGUGGACUUGCACAUGAAGCUGGGGGACAGUGGCGAGGCCUUCUUCGUCCAGGAGCUGGACAGCGAUGAGGAAGACGUGCCUCCCCGCCUGUGCACCUCCCCCAUCCCAUGGGGAGGCCUGUCAGGCUUUCCCUCAGACUCCCAGCUGGGCACAGCCAGUGAGCCUGAGGGCCUUGUCAUCACUGGGAGGAGAAAGAGACGGCGCAGGAGGAAACCCAGGCGCAGGGAGGAUGCUGCGGACUCCAGUUCUGAGGACUUGGAGGCAGGUGUGGAGAGUGAGCUGGAAAAGCCAACACCAGAGUCCCCAAGCAGUGCUCAGGAAGAAGAGUCCUCAUCGCAGCCUAAAGACAUCUACCCAUACUCCGAUGGCGAGUGCGCCCCCCAGGCCUGCCUCUCAUCAGGUGACCUAAUGUCCCCUAAGAGUGACUCAGAGCUGGAACUGCGGUCCUCGGAGCCCAGUCCCCUGAGAGCUGAGUCUCACAUGCAGUGGGCCUGGGGGAGACUGCCUAAGGUGGCGAAAGCUGAGCGGCCUGAGUUCUCCGUGGACCUUAAAAGUGUGGCCGAGGCAAUCUGUGCGCUUUCUGGGGAACCUAGCCCUCCCCCCUCCUCCUCUGUGGCUGGUGUGGACACUUUGAGGCUCCCAGUGCUUCAGCCAGGGGCCAGCACUGAUGAGGAGGUGCACUGUGAGGGAACUCUGGUGGAGUCUUCCCUUGCUGCUCCAGAGAGUAAGGAAACCAAGAGUCAGAACUCCAAGGGUGCCGGCCACCCUCCUGCCACUAAGUCGUGGAGCUGGACCUCUCCGGAAAGCCACAUUUCCUCUGGGCAUCCAGGAGCCUCCAGGGAGAAAGGUUUCCUGAAGAGAAACCAGCACCUGGGCCCCAGUGACAUCUACCUGGAUGAUCUACCCUCCCUGGACUCUGAGAACGCAGCCCUUUAUUUCCCCCAGAGCGAAUGUGGGAUGGGGGCCAGGAGGUGGAGUGAACCCAGCAACCAGAAGCUCCUAGAGAACCCCAACCCUGAGCACAUAGCAGAAUCCACUCUGGACUCAGUGGACAGAAUAGCAUUGUCCCUCUGCGGGGGGCUGGCUGACACCCGAGACAUCUCCCUGGAAAAGUUCAACCAGCACAUGGUCUCCUAUGAGGACCUCACUAAGAACCCGGGGCUCUUGGAUGACCCAAACCUUGUGGUGAAAAUCAAUGAGAAGCAUUAUAACUGGGCUGUGGCUGCCCCCAUGAUCCUCUCUUUGCAAGCCUUCCAGAAGAACUUACCUGAGAGCACUGUGGACAAGCUUGAGAAGGAGAAGAUGCCCCGGAAGGGUGGGCGCUGGUGGUUUUCCUGGAGACGAAGGGACUUCCCGGCUGAGGAGUGCAGUGCCCAGAGAGAGAAAACCACAACCAGAGAGCAGCAGAGAGAGAAGACAGAAGUCCUAAGCAGUGAUGAUGAUGCCCCAGACAGCCCUGUGAUCCUUGAGGUCCCCCCACUGCCACCCUCCACUCCAGGCUAUAUCCCUACCUACAAGAAGUCCCUUCGCCUCUCUUCUGAUCAGAUCCGGUGUCUGAACCUGCAGGAAGGAGCUAACGAUGUGGUCUUCAGUGUGACCACCCAGUAUCAAGGCACCUGCCGUUGCAAAGCCACCAUCUACCUGUGGAAUUGGGAUGACAAGGUGGUCAUCUCUGACAUCGAUGGCACCAUCACCAAGUCGGAUGCUCUGGGCCACAUACUGCCCCAGCUGGGAAAAGACUGGACACAUGAGGGCAUUACUAGUCUUUACCACAAAAUCCAUCUAAAUGGGUACAAGUUCCUGUAUUGCUCAGCACGGGCCAUCGGCAUGGCUGACCUUACUAAGGGGUACUUGCAGUGGGUGAGCGAGCGUGGCUGUGGCCUUCCUAAGGGCCCCAUCCUGCUGUCUCCAAGCAGCCUCUUCUCUGCCCUCCACAGGGAGGUGAUUGAGAAAAAGCCAGAGGUGUUCAAGGUUGCCUGCCUGAGUGACAUCCAGCAGCUCUUUCUGCCCCAAAGACAGCCCUUCUAUGCUGCCUUUGGGAACAGGCCCAACGAUGUUUUUGCCUACCGGCAGGUAGGCCUCCCUGAAUCUCGCAUCUUCACGGUCAACCCCCGGGGAGAGCUCAUUCAGGAACUCAUAAAGAACCACAAGUCCACGUACCAGCGACUCGGGGAGGUGGUUGAGCUUCUCUUCCCACCCGUGGUGCGUGGUCCCAGCACAGACCUGGCCAAACCCGAAUACAGCGACCCCUGCUAUUGGCGGGAGCCACUGCCAUAUGUGGACUUUGAUGCCCUGGUUUGAGCCGACCCUGGCUUUUCUCCUUGGUCUCACCCGGGACUGAUGGUGUACUCGGGACACCAAGGACUAGAAGAUGGGUGCCAUGGGACUGACCCGACAAAAGCGCUACACGUUAGGUGGCAGCCAGAGACCCCUCCUUCCUCUUUGAAACAGAAAUGCUGCGGCUGUCAGUGUGACUACCCCGUACCAGGGCACCUGCCACCAUAAGGCCACCCUCUACUUGAAGAAAUGGAAGAAAAAGUAAUCAUCUCUGAUAUAGAUGGCACCAUCACCAAGUGAGGCCAGGCUGGCUACGGGGACAUGGGGAGUGUGAAGGGACCUACCUCAGGCCUCAGUACAGUCCUGACCUCCAACAAUUAAAUGUGUCACUAGAUCCUU